Coregonus clupeaformis (lake whitefish) is the source of this 1912-nucleotide messenger RNA. RefSeq names its product solute carrier family 22 member 4. Gene Ontology annotation, molecular function: transmembrane transporter activity. The transcript has 10 exons. Bases 166 to 1827 code for a protein of 553 amino acids. Gene Ontology annotation, biological process: transmembrane transport. Lineage: Eukaryota; Metazoa; Chordata; Actinopteri; Salmoniformes; Salmonidae. The record is from RefSeq and is a predicted model, not a curated record. Gene Ontology annotation, cellular component: membrane.
AGAAGGGUUGGUGCAUGAAAGGAGAGAGCUCUGAUGUUUGUUGCUGGUGUCAAUUUAGGUGACAGAUGCUGUCCAACAACACUACAACAACGUCUGGAGCAGCUAUACAGUACAGGCAAGUGAAUAAGUUACUGGACUCAAAGGUCAACUGAACACAGCAGCAACAUGAGAGAUUACGAUGGAAUCACAUCUUUCUUGGGAACAUGGGGACCCUUUCAGCGGACAAUCUUCUUGGCAUUGGCCAUCAGCAUUCUGCCCAAUGGGUUUACUGGUAUUUAUAUAGUGUUUGUAGGUGAUACACCGCCACAUGAAUGCUAUGUUCCUGAGGAGUACAAUAUCAGUGAGAUGUGGAGAAAUGUGACCAUCCCAAUGGAGACAAGAUCUGGUUCAUCUCAGCUUAGCUCUUGCUCAAGGCUCAAACUGGAGACAGUUAGAAACUACUCUAGCCUAAAUAUAAUUCCAAAUGUGGAUGUCAACGUGAGUGAUAUUGAGCUGGAAAGUUGCUUGGACGGUUGGAAAUACAGCAAAGAGGUCUACCAGUCAACAUUUGUCACUGAGUGGGAUGUGGUGUGUGACAAUGCAUACAAAGUUCCCUUGACGACUUCAAUUCACUACUUUGGUGCGCUGGUGGGAACGUUCAUCUCUGGCCAGAUGUCUGACAGGUUUGGAAGAAAGCCAGCACUCUUUACUAUGAUGAUAAUCCAGAGUGUGGCCACUUUCGCCCAAAUAUUCUCCCCAAACUGGGAGGCAUUCAGUAUUUUUUUCUUCUUUGCUGGUGCUGGAUCAGUCUCCAACUAUGUCAUAGCGUAUGUUCUUGGGACAGAAAUACUGAGCCCUGGAGCUCGUGUGGUGUUCUCCGCUCUCGGAGUGUUCCUGAGCUCUGCGAUUGGCUACAUGUUCAUGCCGGCUGUGGCAUACUUCAUCCGUGAGUGGAGGUGGUUGCUGGUGCCCAUGGCAGGCUCUGGAAUCAUAUACCUCCCCUUAUGGUGGUUCAUCCCAGAGUCUCCAAGAUGGCUGCUCUCUCAGGGAAGAGUGCAGGAGGCUGAGGCCAUACUGAGAGACGCUGCCAGGAGGAACAGAGUCACAGCACCAGAGGUCAUCUUCACUCCCUCAGAGGUAGAAGAUUCUCUGGCCAUGAAGGACAAGAAACACAACAUUCUGGAUGUCAUGAGGAGCUGCAACAUGCUUUCAAUUAUAAUUCUGUGUUCCCUUCUGUGGAUUAUUAUCACGUGUGGCUACUUCGCCCUGCUUUUGAACACCUCCAACCUCAAUGGAAAUCCCUAUAUCAACUGCUUCCUGUCUGGAGCUGCGGAAGUGCCAGCCUAUUUCAUUGCCCUGCUGCUGCUCAGAUACUGUUCCAGAAGGUUCUGCCAGUCCUCCACUCUCUUCCUAGGGGGAGCUGUUAUUCUCUUCAUUAACAUGGUCCCAACAGAUCUCCCAGGAGUGGCUGUCUUCCUGGAGAUGGUAGGGAAGUUUGGCAUCACGGCAGCGUUCUGUGUAGUGUACGCCGUCACGUCGGAGCUCUUCCCCACCGUGGUGAGGAACAUGGCCAUGGGGACGUGCUCCAUGGCAGCACGCAUCGGAACCAUCAUCUCACCCUUCAUCAUCUACCUUGGAAAUUACAACAAAUACCUACCAUACAUAUUGAUUGGUAGCCUUGCAAUACUUGGGGGUCUGUUCUGCUUCAUUUUACCUGAGAGUUAUGGCAAGGUUUUGCCAGAGACCAUCUCACAGAUGCAGCAUAUCAAAGGGUGUCGAUGCAACACAGACCAAGACACCGAAAACGUAGUUAGCAAAUCAGAGUUUCGGAAGGAAUCUAAAUUGUAAAUCUUGUACUUUUUUCUACUAAGCUAACAUAUGGAAUUGUUUAAGAUGAUCAUACCAUGGAUCAUUUAGCUAUUUGAUUUUGAAU